Molecule: messenger RNA, 1558 nt
Organism: Nerophis ophidion (straightnose pipefish)
Lineage: Eukaryota; Metazoa; Chordata; Actinopteri; Syngnathiformes; Syngnathidae
Gene: ndufv3
Product: NADH:ubiquinone oxidoreductase subunit V3
Exons: 5
Coding region: 95-1432 (445 amino acids)
Biological process (GO): mitochondrial ATP synthesis coupled electron transport
Cellular component (GO): mitochondrion
Source: RefSeq, a predicted model, not a curated record
UACUACCAGUUAAGCACUACGGGUGGCAGCAGUUCGCCAUUGUCGCGUCAAGACUCUCACACUCAAGAAGAAGAAAGAAGGGGACUAGACAAAAAUGGCGACCUCCUUGCUCCUCUGUCGAAGGCUAGGGACACUUAAGUUGGAGAACUGGGGCAUCUUGAAGAGCUGCACUGGUGCUUUUUGCACCACUCAGACCGGAGAGCCAAUAAAGACUGCAAAAAAGACACCACAUGGUCCAGAUGAGAGAGGAACCCUACUAGCAUACAAGACAGAAGUUGCCUUCCCAGUUAGGGUCUCAAACCACGCAGUUGUUCCAUCACAGCCUCUAGAUUCUGUUCCUUCCUUGGGUGCAACAGUGGUUACAGUUCCACCAUUGGUGGAUAAAACAAUCACUGCAGCUGCAACCCCAGAUUACACAGCGACAACUAAGACACCCCCCUCUGAAGCUGGUGACCAACCAAAUGCUAAAGAUCCAUCUUCAUUGUCCAGUGAAGAUUCUGACUCUGACUCUGACUCUGACUCUGACUCUGACUCUGACUCUGACUCUGACUCUGACUCUGACUCUGACUUUGACUAUGACUCUGAGAGCAUUCAAACUGGGACCUCUGUGAAAGAGGUGCCAGAAUUCCUCGGAAAUAAACAAGCAAAAUUCCAACAAUCCACAUCAGAAGUGAAGCAAGGGGCUAAAGAAGCUAAGAAGGUGGUUUUUCCAAAGACCAGCAAAGUGCCAUUGCCGGUAGAUGCUUCUCAUGUAGAAGCACCUACAAGUACCACACAGGCACUCCAUGUUAGUCCUGUGGUAAAGCUAAAGCACACUGUCCCACAUGAUCAAGACUUGUCUGAAGAUGUAUCAGAGAUUAAUGAUAUCCAAUUACAAAACGCUGGUGCAUGUUCUCCUUUAGAACAAACUGAGGCUGUAGUAUCUACAAGUGUCCCUGUUGAUGCAAAAGAGAGUGAAAUCAACGCAGUCACUGAGGUUGCAUCUAAAGAAGAGGAACCAACUGAUGCCCUUGCAGAACCCACAGAGCCUGUCUGUGUUGAAGCUUCUGCAAAUACUGUAGUCCCGCUUGUUGGAAAUGAAGGUGUCCUUAAAGGAACUGCUGAAGCCCCCAGUAGAACUGCUCCUUCAUCAGUGAAUCUAGAGUCCAGAGCAGCCACUGAUGUUGCAGCCAAAGUCUCCUCUCCAAUGCAGAGUACCAGUCAGCCAUUGGAUCCUGUGAGAGAAGAGCUACAGACAGACACCCCAGUUGAUCUACCUGAGGAAGCUGCACCUGUGCCACCUGCUGAGCCCGAAGAGGCUUUUGACAACAGCACUUACAAGAAUAACCAACACCACAACUACAAUCCCUUCACCUUUGCAGACUUGGAUGUCGAGAUGGCCAAGUUUCGUCUCCCUCAACCGUCUUCCGGUAGAAAGUCACCCCAACAUUAGAAAAGCUCAGAUGGCUACAAACCCGUGAAUAGAUAAAGAUCAUUGUGUAAGCCUACUACCAUAUGACUCUUCUAUCUGUUAAAUAUAAUAUCAACACAUAAAAAAUAAAAUGCCAUAUGAAGUCUU